Messenger RNA from Sebastes umbrosus (honeycomb rockfish), 1769 nucleotides. Its product is annotated as inner ear-specific collagen. The transcript is spliced from 5 exons. NCBI's taxonomy places the organism in Eukaryota, Metazoa, Chordata, Actinopteri, Perciformes, Sebastidae. Gene Ontology annotation, molecular function: protein binding. The record is from RefSeq and is a predicted model, not a curated record. The coding region runs from base 73 to 1545 and encodes 490 amino acids.
UUGGGCGAGGUUUAUAAAUGGAUCGAAGCCUCCUCGAUCCUGCUCAUCUUCUCACAAAUCCUUCUCCUGACGAUGCUGCGUGACUCGGACGGAGCGAUGUUGUUGAGGCUGCUGGGACUCCUCGUCCUCUCCUCCCUCUGCUCAGCCAUGUGGUCACCUGAUAACACCAAUAGAACGAUUUCAGAGGGUUCCGGAAUGGGGGACUAUGGAGAAAUGGGUGGAGGAAUGGGAAACGGUGGAGGAAUGGUUGGAGAAAUGGGCCCAGGCGGCAUGAGGAAGAGCUGGAAUAACACGCUGAAGAUGGUCGACCCGAACAUGCCCUCCAUGCCUAACACUGCCAUCUGCGACAUGCUGAUGAACGCGGCGGUACCGCCGCCUAUCGAUCAGAUUCCAUAUUUCUGCCUCUGUUGGCACUGUAAGGGCGCCGCAGGGCCCAAAGGAGACCAUGGACCCCGGGGCCUUCCAGGUAUACCUGGGAGUCCUGGGAGGAGAGGAAUGACGGGGUUCCCCGGUCAUCGAGGAUUCACCGGCAUGCAGGGGAUCAAGGGUCAGAAGGGAGACUUUGGGGAGAAAGGACAUCUCGGCCCCGCCGGUUUCACCGGGAUGAAGGGCAUGCGAGGCUUCAAAGGAGAAAAAGGGGACGCAGGAAUGGAGGGCCCGGCAGGCUCAGAGGGCCCCAAGGGAGACACCGGCACAUGCCCCGCCUCCUGCGAGAGUGUCCCGGGUGAGAAGGGUCAUCAAGGCCCACCCGGGCCGGUCGGAGGCCGGGGCCUGCCGGGGGUCAAGGGAUCUAUGGGGCCGAAAGGUAUGUUGGGCGACAAGGGUCACAUGGGCAGACCCGGCGACACCGGGACGAACGGCAUGAAGGGUGACCAAGGUGAGCAGGGGGUGUGUGAGUGCACAGACGGGGCGGACGGCGCCGACGGGAGUCAUGGAGACAAGGGGACUAAAGGGGACAAAGGAGACAUCGGUAUGAAGGGUGAACUGGGCAACAUGGGGUUAAAAGGAGACGAGGGCAUGAUGGGUCUCAUGGGGGUGCCUGGGCCCUGCUCCCCGGCCAUCCAAUCAGCAUUCUCCGCAUGUAUCAACCAGUCGUAUCCUGCUCCAAACUGGCCCGUGUCUUUCCCAAAGGUCCUGACCAACCAGCAGGGGCACUUCAACGCAGACAUGGGCAUCUACACGGCGCCCAUCAACGGCACCUACCUCUUCACCUUCAACCUGGCGGUCGCCUUGAAGCCUCUCACAGCCGGCCUGUUCAAAGACCACGACCCAAAAGUCAUAGUAACGGCGUUGACCGACCAGUCCACCACCAGCCAGACCAUCGUGCUCCACCUCUCCAUGGGGAGCAUGGUGUGGCUGCAGGUGAAGAACAACUACGCCAACGGCAUGUACACCAGCUACGAGAGCAGCAGCACGUUCUCCGGGUAUCUGGUCCACCCCGACUCCUGCGAAAUGCCCCUAGGACGAGGUAUUGGGCCCUUACCCACCAUGCCUAGUUCAUACAAAUGGGAUACCGCCGCCACCACCACCACUCCAGCACCGUAGGCUCCAGUUAUAGACGAAGCAUCCUCACACACCCAAUCAAACACUCGCUGUAUUUAUCACUGCCAGUUUUAAAGGAGGGGUAUUAGGUGAUAUUCAAUAUUCAAUCUCUUCCAUCUGUGGGCUGGAUCUGGGUCGUUUUUGUAGACGUGGCCGCAGGUGGUCGAGUCUGUAGGACUAAAGAUAGAAGAGCCAAUAAGCUGUUAGCUAUUACACUGCAAAAAAAA